This is a messenger RNA of Exophiala xenobiotica, 1215 nucleotides long. RefSeq lists its product as uncharacterized. Gene Ontology annotation, biological process: glutathione metabolic process; hydrogen sulfide metabolic process. Gene Ontology annotation, molecular function: sulfur dioxygenase activity. The coding region runs from base 1 to 1215 and encodes 404 amino acids. Lineage: Eukaryota; Fungi; Ascomycota; Eurotiomycetes; Chaetothyriales; Herpotrichiellaceae. The record is from RefSeq and is a predicted model, not a curated record. The transcript has 2 exons.
AUGAAGACGUUUUUGCCUCAUAAUAGUGUCAGCAACAGUCGGCAGACGACCAUUGGCCUGCUUCUUGGGUCUCAUGUAACAGUCCCGGCGUCGAUACGUGCGAACUCCAGCAAGAAACUCCGUCCUUUGGGGCAAAAGGUCUUGGGGAACGCGCCAUACAGUACCACGGCACAGAGGCCCUUUGCUAUCACCGCACUUCGUCAAGCGUGCUCAAAGCAAGGGACUUGUGGACGGACAUGCUCGCACCAUAACUCGCCAGGCGCAAAGUUCAUUGUCUCUAGAGCUGGGAGUCGAGCUGAGUACGCCACCGAAGCCACCGUUGUCACCGGAGAACCUGAAAUCCACCCUGUCUUCCAAAAUCAGACCGGUACAUGGCAAUAUGUGGUCGCUGACCCAACCACUUCGACUGCUGUCAUCAUCGACCCAGCCUUGGACUAUGAUCCGGCCACACAGACCGCUAGCACUCAAUCGGCCGACUCAUUGCUCGCACUAGUCAAGGAGAAGGGCUACAAGGUCGACAUGAUUCUCGAAACGCACGCUCAUGCGGACCACCUCACCGCAGCAUCAUAUCUUCGCAAGCGGCUCGCUCAGGAGCAAGGUCAAGCACCGCACAUCAGCAUAGGGAAGCGCAUUGGACAGGUGCAGACAUUGUUCGGCCAGAGGUACGGCGUCACCGCCGAAGAGUAUGAGCGCGUAUUCGACAAGCUCUUUGACGACGACGAGACGUUUAGCAUUGGCGAGAUGAAAGCGCAGGCUAUCCACCUUCCUGGUCACACUCCUGACCAUCUGGGUUACAAGAUUGGAGAUAAUGUGUUUUGCGGUGACUCAAUUUUCCAUGCGGACAUUGGCACAGCACGUUGUGAUUUCCCAGGCGGUAGUGCGCAAGACCUUUACAACUCGUGCCAGAAGCUCCUUGGUCUUGGAGACGACGUAAAGAUCUGGACAGGUCAUGACUAUCCACCUGAAGGCCGUGAGGCCCCAAUACCAUGGAUGUCGGUCCGACAGCACAAGGAGUUGAACAAGCAUAUCAAGGAUGGUGUGACCAAAGAGGAGUUUGUGGCUCUACGGCAAGAGCGUGAUGCGAAGCUAGGAGAGCCGAAGCUCCUUCACCAAUCUUUGCAGAUGAAUAUUCGGGCGGGACACCUUCCCAAACCAACCGUGUUUGGGCAGCGGUUGCUUCAUCUUCCACUGAAGCUGAAGAGCAAGGAAUGGUAG